AUGAGCCGGCCCCCGCCGACGGGGAAAAUGCCCGGCGCCCCCGAGGCCGUGUCGGGGGACGGCGCGGGCGCGAGUCGCCAGAGGAAACUGGAGGCGCUGAUCCGAGACCCUCGCUCGCCCAUCAACGUGGAGAGCUUGCUGGAUGGCUUAAAUUCCUUGGUCCUCGAUUUGGAUUUUCCUGCUUUGAGGAAAAACAAGAAUAUAGACAAUUUCUUAAAUAGAUAUGAGAAAAUUGUAAAAAAGAUCAGAGGUCUACAGAUGAAGGCAGAAGACUAUGAUGUUGUAAAAGUUAUUGGAAGAGGUGCUUUUGGUGAAGUGCAGUUGGUUCGUCAUAAGGCAUCACAGAAGGUUUAUGCUAUGAAGCUUCUUAGUAAGUUUGAAAUGAUAAAAAGAUCAGAUUCUGCUUUUUUCUGGGAGGAAAGAGAUAUUAUGGCCUUUGCCAACAGUCCCUGGGUGGUUCAGCUUUUUUGUGCCUUUCAAGAUGAUAAGUAUCUAUACAUGGUAAUGGAGUACAUGCCUGGUGGAGACCUUGUGAACCUCAUGAGUAACUACGAUGUACCUGAAAAAUGGGCCAAGUUUUAUACUGCCGAAGUUGUUCUUGCUUUGGAUGCCAUACACUCCAUGGGUUUAAUUCACAGAGAUGUGAAGCCUGACAACAUGCUUUUGGAUAAACAUGGACAUCUAAAAUUAGCAGAUUUUGGCACAUGUAUGAAGAUGGAUGAAACAGGCAUGGUGCAUUGUGAUACGGCAGUUGGAACACCUGACUAUAUAUCACCUGAGGUUUUGAAAUCACAAGGGGGUGAUGGUUACUAUGGGCGAGAAUGUGAUUGGUGGUCUGUGGGUGUUUUCCUUUUUGAGAUGCUGGUGGGGGAUACUCCAUUUUAUGCAGAUUCACUUGUAGGAACAUACAGCAAAAUUAUGGAUCAUAAAAACUCGUUAUGUUUCCCUGAAGAUGCAGAAAUUUCUAAACAUGCGAAGAAUCUCAUCUGUGCCUUCUUAACAGAUAGGGAGGUGCGACUUGGGAGAAAUGGGGUGGAAGAAAUCAAACAACAUCCUUUCUUUAAGAAUGAUCAGUGGAAUUGGGAUAACAUAAGAGAGACGGCAGCUCCUGUGGUACCUGAGCUCAGCAGUGACAUAGACAGCAGCAAUUUUGACGACAUUGAGGAUGAUAAAGGAGAUGUGGAAACCUUCCCAAUUCCUAAAGCUUUCGUGGGAAAUCAGCUGCCCUUUAUAGGGUUUACCUAUUAUAGAGAAAAUCUGUUAUUAAGUGACUCUCCAUCUUGUAAAGAAAAUGAUUCAAUACAAAUAAGGAAGAAUGAAGAAAGUCAAGAGAUUCAGAAAAAGCUAUACACAUUAGAAGAACACCUUAGCACUGAGAUACAAGCCAAAGAGGAACUAGAGCAGAAGUGCAAGUCUGUUAAUACUCGCCUGGAGAAAGUAGCAAAGGAGCUAGAAGAAGAGAUUGCCUUAAGGAAAAAUGUGGAAUCAGCAUUAAGACAAUUAGAAAGAGAAAAGGCACUUCUUCAGCACAAAAAUGCAGAAUAUCAGCGGAAGGCUGAUCAUGAAGCAGACAAGAAACGAAAUUUGGAGAAUGAUGUUAACAGCUUAAAAGAUCAACUGGAAGAUUUGAAAAAAAGAAAUCAGAACUCUCAGAUAUCCACUGAGAAAGUGAAUCAACUCCAGAGACAGCUGGAUGAAACCAAUGCUUUGCUGCGAACAGAAUCUGAUACUGCGGCCCGGUUAAGAAAAACCCAGGCAGAAAGUUCAAAACAGAUUCAGCAGCUGGAAUCUAACAAUAGAGAUCUACAAGAUAAAAAUUGCCUGCUGGAAACUGCCAAGUUAAAACUUGAAAAGGAUUUUAUCAAUCUGCAGUCAGUUCUAGAAUCUGAAAGGAGGGACCGAACCCAUGGAUCAGAGAUUAUUAAUGAUUUACAAGGUAGAAUAUCUGGCCUGGAAGAAGAUUUAAAGAAUGGCAAAAUCUUAUUAACCAAAGUAGAGAUGGAGAAGAGACAACUACAGGAGAGAUUUACUGAUUUGGAAAAGGAGAAGAAUAACAUGGAAAUAGAUAUGACAUACCAACUGAAAGUUAUACAGCAGAGCUUAGAACAGGAAGAGGCUGAACAUAAGGCUACAAAAGCACGGCUUGCAGAUAAAAAUAAAAUUUAUGAAUCCAUUGAAGAAGCUAAAUCAGAAGCCAUGAAAGAAAUGGAAAAAAAGCUCUUGGAGGAAAGAACUUUAAAACAGAAAGUAGAGAACUUGUUGCUGGAAGCUGAGAAAAGAUGCUCCAUAUUAGACUGUGACCUCAAACAGUCACAGCAGAAAAUCAAUGAACUCCUCAAACAGAAAGAUGUGCUAAAUGAGGAUGUUAGAAACUUAACAUUAAAAAUAGAGCAGGAAACUCAGAAGCGCUGCCUUACGCAAAAUGACUUGAAGAUGCAAACACAGCAAGUUAACACGCUAAAAAUGUCAGAAAAGCAGUUAAAACAAGAGAACAAUCAUCUCAUGGAAAUGAAAAUGAGCUUGGAAAAACAGAAUGCUGAACUUCGAAAAGAACGUCAAGAUGCGGAUGGGCAAAUGAAAGAGCUCCAAGAUCAGCUGGAAGCAGAGCAGUACUUCUCAACCCUCUAUAAAACACAGGUUAGAGAACUGAAAGAAGAAUGUGAAGAGAAGACCAAGCUUUGUAAGGAAUUACAGCAGAAGAAACAGGAACUGCAGGAUGAAAGAGACUCCUUGGCUGCUCAACUGGAGAUUACCUUGACCAAAGCAGAUUCUGAGCAGCUGGCUCGUUCAAUUGCCGAAGAACAAUAUUCUGACUUGGAAAAAGAGAAGAUCAUGAAAGAGCUGGAGAUCAAAGAGAUGAUGGCCAGACACAAGCAGGAACUCACGGAAAAAGAUACUACAAUCGCAUCCCUUGAAGAAACGAAUAGGACACUAACUAGUGAUGUUGCCAAUCUUGCAAAUGAGAAAGAAGAAUUAAAUAACAAAUUGAAAGAUGCCCAAGAGCAACUAUCAAGAUUGAAAGAUGAAGAGAUAAGUGCAGCAGCUAUUAAAGCGCAGUUUGAGAAGCAGCUGUUAACAGAGAGAACACUCAAAACUCAAGCUGUGAAUAAGUUGGCUGAGAUCAUGAAUCGGAAAGAACCUGUUAAGCGUGGUAAUGACACAGAUAUGCGGAGAAAAGAAAAGGAGAAUAGAAAGCUACAUAUGGAACUUAAAUCUGAACGUGAAAAACUGACCCAGCAGAUGAUCAAGUAUCAGAAAGAACUGAAUGAAAUGCAGGCUCAAAUUGCUGAAGAGAGUCAGAUUCGAAUUGAACUGCAGAUGACACUGGACAGUAAAGACAGUGACAUUGAGCAGCUGCGAUCCCAGCUCCAGGCCUUGCAUAUUGGUCUGGAUAGUUCCAGCAUAGGCAGCGGACCAGGGGAUGCUGAAGCAGAUGAUGGGUUUCCAGUUCAUAUCACUCAGUCACACACUAUGGAAUCCAUGUCAUUCACCUACCAACGUUCCUCUACUUCUCUCAAUAUUGCCACUAAGCCUUCCAGUUCUCAUAUGCUUCUUGACUCUGAUUCUGACUCAGAAGAAGAAUCUGUGCCUUACUUACCUAUUUCGUCGGAACCUAAUGGUACAGAAUCAAGAUUAGAAGGAUGGCUUUCAUUGCCUGUGCGAAACAACACUAAGAAAUUUGGAUGGGUUAAAAAGUACGUGAUUGUAAGCAGUAAGAAGAUCCUUUUUUAUGACAGUGAACAAGAUAAAGAACAAUCUAACCCGUACAUGGUUUUAGAUAUAGACAAGUUAUUUCAUGUUCGACCAGUUACACAGACAGAUGUAUAUAGAGCAGAUGCUAAAGAAAUUCCAAGGAUAUUCCAGAUUCUCUAUGCCAAUGAAGGAGAAAGUAAGAAGGAACAAGAAUUUCCCGUAGAGCCGGUGGGAGAAAAAUCAAAUUGUAUUUGCCACAAGGGACAUGAAUUUAUUCCCACUCUCUACCAUUUCCCAACCAACUGUGAGGCCUGUAUGAAGCCGUUGUGGCACAUGUUUAAACCUCCUCCUGCUUUGGAGUGCCGUCGCUGCCAUAUUAAAUGUCAUAAAGAUCACAUGGAUAAAAAGGAGGAAAUUAUAGCACCCUGCAAAGUGUACUAUGACAUUUCAUCGGCAAAGAAUCUAUUAUUAUUAGCAAAUUCUACAGAAGAGCAGCAAAAGUGGGUUAGUCGGUUAGUGAAAAAGAUACCUAAGAAGCCUCCAGCUCCAGACCCUUUUGCACGGUCAUCUCCUAGGACAUCAAUGAAAAUACAACAAAACCAGUCUAUCAGACGGCCAAGUCGACAGCUUGCCGCAAACAAACCAAGUUCUGGCCCUGCCCUUCGAAUCAUUCUUCAUUGAUUUUUUUUUAAUACAGUUUGCAUAGCAACACUAACUGCCUUCUGUGAAUGCAGUCAUUAGUCAAGGUGAUCAUAUUCUUCCAGCUGAAACAAGACUGAAAUAUGAUGGCCCAAAUUUAUUAAAAAGCUAUAUUUUCUUGAGAGACUGAUAAACACAUACAUAUAUAUGUUUCCUUUAUUCCUGCAAUAUAAAUUAUAAAUCUUGGAUAGAUUUUCUGGGCUCUUUUGGAGCAACAAGUUGAGCCAGCAGUGAUUGGUUAAUCAGAUAAGAACAUCAUGUGCAACUCUUCCAAGUUCGUUCCAUCCAGCUCUCUUGGCAGUCACUCAUACACUACAUUGCAUAAAAGGAUUGAGAAGAGUUAAAGUUUAAAGAAGUCAUCUUUUCAGCUUCAACAGAGAGAUUUCACCAGCACAUUUGCCAGAAGAAUCUGGGAGUGGGUUCCACUACAGUGAUACAGACUGCAUCUUUAAGAAGUGACCAUUGUGUGUGUGUGUGUGUGUGUAUCCGCAUGCAUUCAUGCACACACACACAUAUAUAUAGUACUGUAAUACUGCAAGAGGGUUUUUUUUAACUUCCCACUUUAUUUUUUUAUAAACAUUAAUCCAAUAUCAUUACUUACUGCAGUUGCAACUAUGCACUUGUAUAAAGCCAUAAUGUUGGAGCUCAUAUCACUCAUUUGCGUGUACCUGAUGGAAGCUGCAUGUUUAUGUUUAAGCAAUUACUGUAACACACAGUUUAAAGUUAAUUCUGUCAGUUUCCUAAAGCUUCAUAAUAGGCAACGUUACCCAUUUUGAAUGCCUUAAUUUAAUUUUUUGUUCAAAAUUCCAACUCUUUUCUGUAUUUAAAAAAAAAACAAACAAAAAACAAAAAAAGAACAAGUGUUUACCAGCUGUUAGGAUGCAGAUUUGCUUUGCAGGAGAAAAAUAGUGCACUAUUUUUACACAUAAUAGUUAUCAAUGUCAGCCUAUUUUGAUUGUAUAACAGAUUUUUUUUAAGUAUCGGUGAUAAAAACAAUAAUGGAUAGUGUUGGAACUAAUAUAUCUGUUAUGUAUAAUCUAUUACUCAUCCGACCCUUUUACAGACCUCAGUAUUAGUUUGUGACUAUGAAGCGGUUUCUUUGGUUUUAAUUUGCUGGCUACCCUAGAUGUGUUUUUAUUUCUGGUAAAGACAUUUGUGACUAUUUUUUACAUUUUCACACUCAAGAUUCAAAAAUUAUCUCAAGUACAAAGAAAACUUAAGACAUACUGUACAUAUAUUUUAAAUAUUUAAAUGUGAUCCCUUAAACAGACAGCUGUAUGGCAAUAUUGCAGUAUUGGGUUAAGAAAACUGAUGACUGGGAAAAAGUGGCCUCAAAGGCACUUAACUUGAUUUUUAUUUUUUUAAAUGCUGUUAAAGUUACAAUUUAUGGAGGACUAUUCCUGCUAUAUUUCUCGUUAUCCCAGAAAAGUGUAUGUUUUAUACUACUACAGUAUGCAUCAGUGAGAACCAAGUAAAAAGAAAUUACGUAGUCUUUUAUCAGUCUCUCUUUAUAUAUAUAUACAGAUAGACAGAAUUUGACAUGAUACUGAAAUAUGUCAUCUAACAUUUCAAUGAAGGAGGUAGACAUUUUUCAUUGAUUCCUCCUGGGGUCAGUGUAGAGGUGUUUAAAGUGUUAGAUCCUUAAUUAUAGAUAUUAUUGUGAAAAUUGAAGCGUGGCCUUCGGCUCCUGAUGUACUGAAACUGAAUCUCGUUAUUACAUUAUCCAGUCUGCACUCUUUCAUGCUGUCUGUGCUAAAACUAGAUAUGCAUGCUAUUCCCUUGCAGCUAUGUUCUGGUUUAGGGGCACAGCUUUUUUUUUUUUUUUUUUUUUUUUUUUAAGUAAGAUUAAAAAAUAAAAAAUAUAUAAAAUUUAUAUAGAAUAAAUAUUUCCAUUCAUUAGACUUGUUAAAAGGAGACUGAAUUAAUAUUUUAUAUAAAGAUUUUGUUACACUAUGGGAGGUUCUAUCAUAUUAUUCUGAAUUGGAGAGUAUAUAUAUAUAUAUUUUUAAUAAACUUUAUUAAGGUGAAAUAAUUUGAAGUUUACACAUGAUAAUUGAAAUAUUUGAGUAAAAAUGGCAAAAGUUUAAAUUUUGAAUGCUGUAUAUAUUAGAAUAUAUGGAGAAUCAAGGUGUGAUGCAACUAUACACAAAAAAUUAAUGUGAAGUUUCAAGCGGGGGGGUAAAGCUAUCCUAAGGGGCGGAAAAAAAAUCUCUCCAUGAAGACGCUUCACUUUAUAUGGUUCGACAUAAGAAUUUAUAAAGUUGUUUGUCCGACUAAUGGAACUGUGCUUAUUAAUAAAAAAUCCUGACCUCGGGUAACAGGCCGCCUUGUACCCUGUUGCUGGCUUCAUGUACAUACAUAAGUGCAUGCACCCAUCCAAAUGCUCUCUUCCCAGCAUCCACUAAAUAGGACCUUGACUUGGUGUAACAACCUGAUUUUGUGCCAGCUUCUCUUAAGGCUCCAAGGCUUGCAAGAUAAAUCGAAGACCGAGAGUUGCUUAUUUCCUCACACCUGAUUUCUCCUAGAGCCAUAAAUACCUCCUUUUGAGAACGAAGAAGUAGUGAAGACGGGGAUUUUCUAAGUCUGAUUUUUUUUACUUUUGUGGGAAUAGUGAGACAGAGUAGAAGGAAAACUGGUGCCAGGAUGACUUUGAGAAUUACUGCAUAGUGCAUUUUUGAAAAGAAUGUUUAAAAACUGCUAUCUAGAAGCAAGAUUUAAAAAAAAAAAAAAGCUUAUCUGAAAGUUUAAAAUGCUCUGGAACUAAAGCAUAAGUAUACCAAUAAAUCUAAAAUAAAGGUUAGUGCUUUUAAAACUAAUCUAUGCUAAAGUGACACUGUUCUGGCUCUGAAGGAUCUCCUUUGUACCAGUUUAUCUGUAGAUCCUCAAGAAGAAAUUCUUUAGGUUGCCAAACCACAAUUUAAGAAGUAAUGCUGCUGCUGUUAAUCUAUUCUUAAAGGAUUCGGGUGGUUAAAACAGAGAAACGUAGACACUAUGUUACCUUCUGAAACACACUUUAAAUAUCAUGUUUAAAAGGCCUGAUGAGAGCAAGUCCCUUCUGAGUUUCUUGGUCUGUGUCGACACUGCUCCUGACUCGCCUCUCCUGUCCUGGAAGGAGACUUCAGUGUCCCUGUAUCGUGAAGAGACCGUAGUUGGUUUGUGAAGCACUUUGAAGAUAAGCACUGUGUGACAGUGCUGAAUAUUAUGCUUGGGGGGGCCUCUCCUUGAUUCCCUUCCCCAUAAUAAAGAGUUGUGUUUGGAACUGUAAUAAGUUAUGAACUGCAUGGUUUAGAUAAUCAUAAAUAUUUGAUCAGCUGUCCCCUUGAACAAAAAUCGUACACCCCUGAUUUUUUUUAAAUUUUGUUGCAUCUUUGUAGUAAUGUAAUUGUAUCUUAUGCCUGCUUUUUAUAUUAAAAAAAUAAAAGAAAUUAAGACAUAA
Molecule: messenger RNA, 7828 nt
Organism: Sus scrofa (pig)
Lineage: Eukaryota; Metazoa; Chordata; Mammalia; Artiodactyla; Suidae
Source: RefSeq, a predicted model, not a curated record